This is a messenger RNA of Gossypium raimondii (Peruvian cotton), 1447 nucleotides long. Its product is annotated as sphingoid long-chain bases kinase 2, mitochondrial. Gene Ontology annotation, cellular component: TIM22 mitochondrial import inner membrane insertion complex. The record is from RefSeq and is a predicted model, not a curated record. Gene Ontology annotation, molecular function: kinase activity; ATP binding. Gene Ontology annotation, biological process: protein insertion into mitochondrial inner membrane; phospholipid biosynthetic process; phosphorylation. Bases 177 to 1181 code for a protein of 334 amino acids. The transcript has 13 exons. NCBI's taxonomy places the organism in Eukaryota, Viridiplantae, Streptophyta, Magnoliopsida, Malvales, Malvaceae.
UUACAGCGAGGAAACCAAGGAGAGUGGGCCCUGAUUCAUUCAACUACAUUUUUUAUUUUAUCUCUUCACCCGAAGAAGCUGCUCAUCUUAAAGUUACUGCUAAUUAUAAUUUAACACCAGUUGCAGUCGCGGCUUCCAAUCAGCCUUCCGUUUUGAGAGCCGAGACCAACAACCCCAUGGCUUCUGAUCUCUCCUCUGACCGCUCCGUCUUCCGCGGCGUCUCCUCCUCUUCUCCUAUCCGCCGCCGUGAUCUAGUCUUCGUCGUCAAUCCUCGAGGUGCUAAUGGGAGAACCGGUAAAGAGUGGAAGAAACUGCUUCCUUAUCUUCAAUCUCGCCUCGGCAGUGAUUGUAAUAUAUGUGAAUCUUUGACUUCGGGUCCUUCUCAUGCAAUUGACAUUACUAGGGAGGCAAUAAGAGAGGGUGCUGAUGCCGUCAUUGCAGUUGGAGGUGAUGGAACGCUUCAUGAGGUUGUUAAUGGGUUCUUUUGGGAUGGGAAACCUGUUGCUAAUUGGAAUACAGAGGCAGUUCAUUCAACCGCUCUUGGUCUCAUUCCCUUGGGGACGGGGUCAGAUUUUGCCCGAACAUUGGGCUGGAAAAAUGAUCCCCGUGAAGCCAUAGACCGGAUUGCUAGAGGGGUGAGAUCACGAAUUGAUGUCGGUGUCAUUAGCAGAGAAGGAUCUCAUUAUUUCAUAAAUGUUGCUGAUAUUCAUCUGAGUGCUAAGGCAGGUUUUUAUGCUUCAAGAUACAAGAAAUUUGGAAACUUGUGCUAUGUUAUUGGCGCUUUACAAGCCUUUAUUGGCCACCAUAAUCAGGACCUUAGAAUCAAGGUGAAUGAGGGUGAGUGGCAAACAUUGUCUCAAGUGACAGCCCUCUGUGUUGGAAAUGCAAAGUACUUUGGUGGUGGCAUGAAAAUCACACCAAAUGCUGAUCCUCAAAGUGGAAGUUUUGAGGUUGUCAUUCUUCAGGACUUCAAGUGGUAUGACUUCAUUCUAAAACUACACAAGCUCUACAACGGCACACAUUUGUCACUGAAUAAUGUGACCUCAAGAAAUGUAUAUACGAUCGAAGUAGAUGAGAUUUCAGGGAGUGGAAACAUUUUCAUUCAGUCUGAUGGGGAACAUCUAGGAUUUCUUCCUAGGAAGUUGUCUAUUCUACCUGGCGCUAUCGAGAUGAUAUGCUAACGUGAACCCUGGAAGAAAUUGAUCCUAUACAACCGGUGUAUCAGUUUACUCCAAAACUAUGCAUCUCCAUGGAUAGGGUCCAGUAAGACAAGCAAUUGACGUCAUCAAACUUAGAAGUAGGAAGAUAUGGGACAGAACACUGAUAGGCAGUGAUGGAGAUGAGUCAUUAGUGUUACUCCUUAUUUAAUAUUUUAGUUACUUGUGCUUAUGUUGAGUAAAUUUUGUAGAAGCACCAUCUUUCACCAAUGCUGAGGACUUAUUUUUCA